Paramecium pentaurelia is the source of this 4185-nucleotide messenger RNA. The record is from the annotation of a GenBank genome assembly. Lineage: Eukaryota; Ciliophora; Oligohymenophorea; Peniculida; Parameciidae.
AUGAAAACUUAUGAAUUUGAGUUGAAUAAUAAAAGGAAUAUUUAAAGAGAAGAACUCUUUAUUUUAACUAUAGUUGAAAGGGUCUUAGCAGGUUUCUUAUCUUCAAUAUCUUUUGUUGAUCAAGCUUAAUUUUGUGAAUUAUUAUAGAAAAAGCAAAAGGAAAAAAAGUUGAUUUAACCAUUACAUUAAUAAAUCUUGGGAACAAUUAAAAGAAAUCUAUUGAAGAAUUAAACACCAAUCAAAGAUCUUAAAAUAAAUUAUGAAAUUAGAACUGUCGUUUCAUAAUCAAUAGAUUCAAGAAAAAACUAUAUAUGUUUAUCUAGUAAGAAGAAGUAAGAUAAUAAAGAAUAGUAAACAACUGAAAUAGAAACUCAAUUCUAUGCUCAACCACAAUCGGUUAAAAGUAGAAGAUUUAGAUUAGAUAAAACAAGUAAUCAAGAUGGGCAUAGAUUACUUACUAAUGGAAGUUAUCAAUAGAAUGAUUCAACAACAACAAGAGUUAUUAAUCCAUUUUAACUGAAUAGUCCUAAUAGUACUUAAGCUGAUAAUCAACUAAAAGAAUUGUCAAUUUAAAAAUAGUUUACAGCUAUCGAUAGUAAUUUUAAGAAUAGAAAUUAGAAGCCUACUAUCAAUAUUGUAAGUUAAGAUGGGGAGAUAGAAAAAUAAGAAGAUUUUACAAAAUAAUUAGGUAAAAAUUAUAAAAAUAAUUUCAACGAUUAAUCAAUUAAAGGAAAUAAAAGUUAUGAAAACAUAGGUUAAAAACAUAAUCAACCAUAUUUGGAACCUUAAUUGAAUUUAUAAAAUAUGAAUGGUUAAUCCAAGAUAGAGAUUGUAGAUUCUAAUUUAAUAAGUGAAUCAAUUAAUCCAUAAUAUUCUUAAGCAUAAAGUUAUUCUAGAAAACAAUCUUAAAAUUUUCCUAUGGGUAGUGAUUCUAGUAAAAUGGAUUUAAAAGAGAAAUUAUAAAAAUAUUAUAGUAAUGAUGAUGAUUUUAGUUCAUAAAGAAGACCUAUGACUUAAAGUGAUAGGUUGAAAUAAAUAACAUAUGGUACUCAAACAGAAUUACCUUUUUUGGAUAAGGAUGUUAAAUAAAAGUAACAAACAAUUUAGAGUGCAAAAUGUUUAGAUAAAAAUCAAGAACAAAUGUAUUUAAAGUAAAACAAAUAAGAUAAAAAUAUAUAAUAAUAGAAAUCUGAAUAUAUUAAGUAAGAUGAAACAAUAAUAAAGAGUGAAUAGAGCAAUAAUUUAAUGAGUCCAAAGGUUGAUGAAGUAUAAAAAAACCCUAUUUUUCUAUCUCCUCCAUAAUCUUCUCGAACAUUACAAUCAGGUAAAUCAACAAAAACAAAAUUAAAAACUUUGUAAUCAAAUGAAUAAAAAAUAACAGAAAUUUAAUAAUAUUAAUAAUAAAAUUCCAUAUCUAAAGAGGAGUCUUAAAUUUCAUCAUUAGAUCAAUCUUUAUAAAAAUAAGAGAAAUUACAUUCUCAUUUAAAUGCUAUUAGACCUGCUACUACUCAUAUUGAAGCAAAUAUAUAAUAAGAUUAUCCAUAAUUUUAGACUCAUGAUAAUAUUGAUUAAUAAUCAUAAAAAUAUCAAUAGAUAUAAUUGAUGUAAUAAAUUAGUAUGACAUCAAUUAUGCAUGAUGAUGAACAUUAUUCAAAUUAAAGUCAAUAAAUAAAUAUAUAGGUAAAUUAAUGUGAACCUACAUAAAAUACCAAUAAUGUAAUUAUUGAAGAANGUAAGUUAAGAUGGGGAGAUAGAAAAAUAAGAAGAUUUUACAAAAUAAUUAGGUAAAAAUUAUAAAAAUAAUUUCAACGAUUAAUCAAUUAAAGGAAAUAAAAGUUAUGAAAACAUAGGUUAAAAACAUAAUCAACCAUAUUUGGAACCUUAAUUGAAUUUAUAAAAUAUGAAUGGUUAAUCCAAGAUAGAGAUUGUAGAUUCUAAUUUAAUAAGUGAAUCAAUUAAUCCAUAAUAUUCUUAAGCAUAAAGUUAUUCUAGAAAACAAUCUUAAAAUUUUCCUAUGGGUAGUGAUUCUAGUAAAAUGGAUUUAAAAGAGAAAUUAUAAAAAUAUUAUAGUAAUGAUGAUGAUUUUAGUUCAUAAAGAAGACCUAUGACUUAAAGUGAUAGGUUGAAAUAAAUAACAUAUGGUACUCAAACAGAAUUACCUUUUUUGGAUAAGGAUGUUAAAUAAAAGUAACAAACAAUUUAGAGUGCAAAAUGUUUAGAUAAAAAUCAAGAACAAAUGUAUUUAAAGUAAAACAAAUAAGAUAAAAAUAUAUAAUAAUAGAAAUCUGAAUAUAUUAAGUAAGAUGAAACAAUAAUAAAGAGUGAAUAGAGCAAUAAUUUAAUGAGUCCAAAGGUUGAUGAAGUAUAAAAAAACCCUAUUUUUCUAUCUCCUCCAUAAUCUUCUCGAACAUUACAAUCAGGUAAAUCAACAAAAACAAAAUUAAAAACUUUGUAAUCAAAUGAAUAAAAAAUAACAGAAAUUUAAUAAUAUUAAUAAUAAAAUUCCAUAUCUAAAGAGGAGUCUUAAAUUUCAUCAUUAGAUCAAUCUUUAUAAAAAUAAGAGAAAUUACAUUCUCAUUUAAAUGCUAUUAGACCUGCUACUACUCAUAUUGAAGCAAAUAUAUAAUAAGAUUAUCCAUAAUUUUAGACUCAUGAUAAUAUUGAUUAAUAAUCAUAAAAAUAUCAAUAGAUAUAAUUGAUGUAAUAAAUUAGUAUGACAUCAAUUAUGCAUGAUGAUGAACAUUAUUCAAAUUAAAGUCAAUAAAUAAAUAUAUAGGUAAAUUAAUGUGAACCUACAUAAAAUACCAAUAAUGUAAUUAUUGAAGAAUCAAUAGAAUGUUCUCCUAUAUAUAGAAUGCCUAAUCAAUAACAUAUUACACCAUCUUUCAACAAUCUAAAAUUGGAAGAUCAAAAAUAAUAAAGUGCAUCUUAAUUUCAUUCUUAACAAAGAUAAUAAAUAUCUCCAUCAGAUAGAAAUUAAGCAUCACAUUCUUAAAUACCUUUAUAAUCAAAUCAAUUUUCAACCAAUUAAACUUAAUCUAGGAUGUUGAUUCCAAUUAAUAAUACAUAAAAUAGUACUAAAAAUAAUAAAUCAUCAUCUAAAUAAAAGACUUUAGUAAGAGAGUAAUAAUAAUAGUAAUAAUAAAGAUCAGAUGAAAGCUAACCUGAAAGUAAAUUAACAAUAGAAUCUUCUUAAGGUGAGAAAUCAAAUAGAUCAAAGGCAGUCAAAAAUACAAAGUAACUCAAAUUACCUGUUGCAGCAGCUGCUUUAAAUUUUGCUAGACGUAAAUCUUCAAAUUAAAAUUCACCUCAUGAUGUAUGACUAAAUUUAAUUUAAAUUAGCCAAAAAAAAUUGAAUAACAAGAAAAAGAAAGAUAAAGAUAAAUGGAAUAUUAGAAAUAACUUGAAAAAAUGAAAUAUGAAAGGGAAUUAAUGGAGUAAUAUAAGAUUCCUGAUGAUAUGCCAUUAUCAUAAAAGCGUGCUAUUAUUGAAUAGUUAAUUAAUCAAUUAGAAUCAAUAGCAGAUCAAGAUGUGAAAUAUUAGAUUAUGUUAUGUAUUAUAUUAAAUAUUAUUUAUUAGACAAGUAACGUUAAGAACAAAUUUAAAAUGCAGCAAAAUAAGAAUUAAUAUUUAAUAAUAAUUUAGAUAAUUGUUAUGAUGAAUUGGGACACCUUUCAGAAUAAAAGUUGAAAUUAUUGGGAAAAGAUGAUUCAAAUAAGAUUUAGUUUUUAAAAUUUGAAGAUUAAGUUUAAACAUCUUUUCCAGGUUAAUAGAAGGCAUUUUCAUAAGAUAUCAAUUCUCCAAUAAAAAGGAAUUUGAAAUUUUUAAGUAAAUUAGAUCCAGUAGAAAUAGAAAAAUAAAUGAAUAGAAUUAAAGAAUUUAAAUAAGAAACAGAAAUGUUAAAAUUGUUCUAAUCUUUUAAUUCUUAAUAUGAUAAAGAAGUAAUAUAAAUAAAGUAAUUUGCAGGUUAAUCAAUGCGAUCUUGAUUUUCCAACAGAAAAAGAUCGAUAAUAUUCAAUUGAUCAUUAAAGAGGAAUAUUACCCAAAACAACGUAUAAGAGAAAAAAAACUAAGAAAUAAAGCACAAAAUUGAUGAUAAGUACUUACAGAGUAGAUCCUAAGAAAUUAGACAUGGUAUUAUAAACAACUGACAAAAUAAAAUCGGUUGGCUAAUAUUUAUUAUGA